AUGACAUACACGGACCUGCCAAACCAGCUUGUGCCCGUGCAAGUUGGCGACAAGGACUUGUUCAAGACGACAGACGCGGAGCGCCCCCUGUCGCACCCCCUGGGCGCGCAGAAUGAGAUUGACAGCGAGGUCACUGUUGAAGAAGGCGGCAACCGGCGCCAAACCGUAUCGACCGGUGUCGAGCUGGGGCUCGUCAUCUUCGACGGGCCGGUCUCGAUACCGGUCGUUAUGAUUUGGCCCAGGCCCUCGCCUUCCUCAACAGCGGCCUGCAUCCAACUUGACAGCCUGACAUGCCCUGCCGCUUCGGGUCUCGGAGCGGUACCUGGCCGGGAGGAUGACCGGAUGGACGAGGCCUUCCUCACCCCGACAUAA
Lasiosphaeria miniovina is the source of this 372-nucleotide messenger RNA. RefSeq lists its product as uncharacterized. The record is from RefSeq and is a predicted model, not a curated record. NCBI's taxonomy places the organism in Eukaryota, Fungi, Ascomycota, Sordariomycetes, Sordariales, Lasiosphaeriaceae. The coding region runs from base 1 to 372 and encodes 123 amino acids. The transcript has 2 exons.